Rubroshorea leprosula is the source of this 1281-nucleotide messenger RNA. The record is from the annotation of a GenBank genome assembly. NCBI's taxonomy places the organism in Eukaryota, Viridiplantae, Streptophyta, Magnoliopsida, Malvales, Dipterocarpaceae.
AUUGGUCCGACCAAGCCACCAUAAACCCAGCGGAAAACAAAUUCAAAGCUCUCUAAACCUUCCAUUACCACUCAGACUUGCGAAUUCUGUUCAGAAAUGGAUGCAAUGGAUUUUUCUGAUUCUGAAUUUGAAUUCACCCUAGCUGAGAUUGUAGAAAUGGAGACUAUAUACAAGGAAAUAGGAGUGGAAUCACUUGAUCAAGAAUUCUGCCAGCGGCUUGCAACCAGCUUUAGCUGCUCAUCCAAUCGGAUGGGAAAAACCACUGUAACAUGGGAUCAGGUGCAUGCUUGGUUCCAAGAAAAGCAAAGUGACUCAAAGCCUCAACUUACUUCAUCAUCAAUGGCCUUAAAGCUAUUUGUUGAUCUUUCUGGUCCCAAUAUUUCAAACAGUGCACCUCAAAGUUUCAAAAGACGGUCCUCAGGUGACAAGGUCAAAGAUCUUUCAGAACUUCAAUUUGAGGCAAGAUCUUCAAGAGAUAAUGCAUGGUAUGAUGUUGCCUCAUUCCUUACGUAUAGAGUUCUUUGUACUGGUGAACUUGAAGCACGCGUGCGAUUUGCUGGUUUUGGUAAUGCACAUGAUGAGUGGGUGAGUGUAAGAACUGCUGUUCGUGAGCGAUCUAUUCCUCUAGAGCCUUCAGAAUGUGAUAGGGUCAAGGUUGGAGACAUUGUCAUGUGCUUCCAGGACAGAGGGUAUCAAGCUGUCUACCGUGAUGCCCAUAUUGUGGAAAUUCAAAGGCAGUCACAUGAUAAUACAAGAUGCACAUGCAUUUUUGUAGUUCAAUAUUACCAUGACAACAGUGAGGAAAAUGUUCGUCUGGAAAGGAUAUGUUGCAGACCUUUAGAAUAGCCUUUCAGAUUUCCCAUUAAUUCAAUCGUUUAGGUUAUGAAUGACAUGUAUGUCAUUUCAUUUUUUCUUUUUUGUGGGACAGUUGGAAGACUGGAAGCAGUGAUGACCAUGGAAAUAUUAAUUAGAAAACAAGAAAUUACAUUCCUGUUUGCAACUUUCUCUUAUGGGGGAAAUAGGGUGAUUUACAAGGGUAAGCGUGUGGGUGUUGGGGUUGCCUGGAUUCAAUCCCAGGAAAUGGAGGCCAAGCUUGGACCAUUUAGCCAACAAGGCUUGUCCAUUCCAAUUUGCAACGACGUGAAUUUGCAGCUGUAUCCAUCCUCUAUUUCAUUCCAUCCACAGCCCCUUUCUGACAUAAGUCAUCUCUCUGAGAGCUGAGAUUUGUUCAGAUAUUUGUAAUUUGUUGCGAUUGUAGUUGUAGGGCUUUAUCUAUUAUCA